Messenger RNA from Polyodon spathula (Mississippi paddlefish), 1331 nucleotides. RefSeq names its product chromobox protein homolog 8-like. Bases 82 to 1197 code for a protein of 371 amino acids. The transcript is spliced from 5 exons. Lineage: Eukaryota; Metazoa; Chordata; Actinopteri; Acipenseriformes; Polyodontidae. The record is from RefSeq and is a predicted model, not a curated record.
GGUGACGUCUGCGAGUCGGUAUUAUGGGCUGUCUGGUAUAAGCAGCGGUUGAAAAAAAAAAAGCAAGAUAUCCGAGUAAACAUGGAGCUCUCAGCUGUAGGGGAGCGAGUGUUCGCUGCCGAAUCCAUCAUUAAACAGAGGAUUAGAAAAGGGCGAAUGGAAUACCUGGUCAAGUGGAAGGGCUGGUCUCAGAAGUACAGCACCUGGGAACCUGAGGAAAACAUCCUGGAUGCCCGCCUGUUCGCAGCGUUUGAAGAAAGGGAACGUGAAAGGGAGCUGUUUGGUCCUAAAAAGCGGGGACCAAAACCCAAAACGUUUCUGUUAAAGGCACAAGCCAAGGCCAAAGCUAAGACAUAUGAAUUCAGAAGUGAUGCAGCUCGGGGGAUUCGAGUCCCUUACCAAGGAGGGAUUGAUCCAGAUCCUGGUAUCCCUCCCAGGUCCCGAGAAGGGUUGAGAAGGAUCGUCCCGACCAUUCUGCCUCCUGGCAGCAUCAACAGAGGAGAAAGUGUUAGAAGCAGCAGGGCUGUAGAUACCUUGCGAGAUAAAAAACAAACCGACCCUCAAAAACUGAUCGCAGAAGGAGUACGAGUGCCUAAAAAACGAGGACCCAAACCUGGCAAAUCCCGUUUUAAAAAUAACGCAGCGAGUUUAGUCACAGAGGCUCCCAAAAAAAGUAAACUGGACGAUCUUGGGGAAAGUGCGGGAAAUUACCAGUGUUUGAAAGCAGGAAAUCCCGAUGGAACUACCUCCGAGAAGACUGGACCAGGUUUAAGUGUGAUUCAGUUGGCCAGGUGGCAGCAAGGUGAACCAGUUUCUGGUCACAAACAUGGACGAGGGGCACAGAGUGGCAGCACCCAUAAAUAUGGUACAGAAAGCAGUAUUAACCUGGCCAAAUCAGGCUUAGAUGUGCCUAGGACUAAGUAUAGAGUAGAAAAUACUGGGUCCCCACACCACAGAAGGAAGCAUGUCUCGAGAAACAGUACCUAUGCGCCCAUCAAUAAUUCUUCAAGUUCAAAACCAUCCCUUAUUGCCAACAUACCAGUGUCGAGAAUACUAGGGGAGCCAGAAGAAGAAUCCUGGAGCCCGUCUUUGAAGAACCUGGAGAAAGUUGUUGUAACAGACGUAACAACAAACUUUCUGACCGUAACCAUCAAAGAAAGCAGCACGGAUGAAGGGUUCUUUAAGGAGAAAAUAUAAAAAUAAUAAUGAUUUAAAAAACAAACAAACAAAAAAAAAACCAUGAGGAUGUUAUUUAUAUUCUGAAGUGAAAAUACAUUUUGAAUUUCAGUCUUACAGAAAAAAGUACAUUUGAAAAAAAAAAAAAAAAAAAA